AUGUCGUCCCGUCGCGGUGUUGGACUAGGGGCGUUUGUGAAUAAGAACCAGGCUUCGCAGUCCUUUGCAACCCAUGGCGCCAACCUGAAGUCAACACAUGCGAGCUCUCUCCAGACACAGUUAUCAGUUUUCCAGUCCCUCCUGCAUACCUUCGCCCUCGAACAUGGAGAGACUAUUAAGUCAAAUCCAACCUUCAGAGCAGAGUUUGCCCGCAUGUGUCAUGCCAUAGGAGUCGACCCACUAGCUGCCAGCAACAUCAAGGGGAAAGGGAAACGGGGACUCGGCGAAGGCGGUAGUUUCUGGACGCAAAUACUCGGCGGAGAUGUCAACGACUUUUACUUCGAAGUUGCUGUCAGAGUAGUUGAGCUUUGCAGAGAGACGCGCGCGGAGAACGGCGGCUUGAUCAGUGUAGAGGCGUGUCAGAAGGUGGUGGGAGCUGGUAAGGCUAUUGGAGGUGGAUUAGAGGUUUCCGAGGAUGAUAUACUUCGUGCUGUCGAGUCUCUGGUACCACUUGGAUCCGGUUUUAAAGUCGUCAAAGUUGGGAGCAAGACAUUCAUCCGGUCUGUUCCCAAGGAGCUUAAUACGGACCAAGCCACCGUUCUGGAAGUCAUCCAGCUCCUAGGUUUUGUAACGGUAUCUAUGCUACAGUUAAAUCUACAGUGGGAGAAAGCGAGAUCAAAGACGGUUAUCGAUGACCUUCUUGCGGACGGUCUUGUAUGGGUUGAUUCACAGGCUGAAGAAGCGGAAUACUGGUCGCCCCAGUAUCUACAAGAUAGCGGGUGA
Messenger RNA from Trichophyton verrucosum HKI 0517, 783 nucleotides. RefSeq lists its product as uncharacterized. The record is from RefSeq and is a predicted model, not a curated record. NCBI's taxonomy places the organism in Eukaryota, Fungi, Ascomycota, Eurotiomycetes, Onygenales, Arthrodermataceae. Gene Ontology annotation, biological process: protein transport to vacuole involved in ubiquitin-dependent protein catabolic process via the multivesicular body sorting pathway. Gene Ontology annotation, cellular component: ESCRT II complex. The transcript has 2 exons. The coding region runs from base 1 to 783 and encodes 260 amino acids.